Prunus persica (peach) is the source of this 1853-nucleotide messenger RNA. Its product is annotated as cytochrome P450 CYP82D47. The transcript is spliced from 2 exons. The record is from RefSeq and is a predicted model, not a curated record. Gene Ontology annotation, molecular function: heme binding; iron ion binding; oxidoreductase activity, acting on paired donors, with incorporation or reduction of molecular oxygen. The coding region runs from base 117 to 1670 and encodes 517 amino acids. Lineage: Eukaryota; Viridiplantae; Streptophyta; Magnoliopsida; Rosales; Rosaceae. Gene Ontology annotation, biological process: defense response to other organism.
AGUGGCUAGUGGCCCAACACGUCAUAUUUCCUUGUCUAUGAGGGUACAGCAUUUACCACAAACAAACCAUAAAUUAAUUGGAAGUUCACUUUUGUCACCAUAGCCAGCCAUCCCUCAUGGAUUUUCUUUCUCAUCCACUAGCCAUUGCAGGUCUUUUGGUCUUGGUUCUGUAUCUAUGGAGGGUGAGGAUCCAGAGCCACAAAAUCAAGGGCAUGUUGGCCCCACAACCAUCAGGUGCCUUGCCAAUCAUUGGCCACCUCCACAAGCUACGUGUUCCAGUUUUCAAAACCCUAGCAGCCAUGGCUGACAAGUAUGGCCCUAUCUUCACCAUAUGGCUUGGCAAGCACCCUGUACUUGUGAUCAGCAACUAUGAUGCAGUCAAGCAAUGCUUCACCAAAAACGACACAGUUUUUGCAACUAGACCAAGGUCGUCACACGGCAAGUACCUUGGCUACAACUAUGCAGGAUUUGGGUUCUCACCAUAUGGCCCAUACUGGCGUGACAUGAGAAAAAUGGUCAUGGUUGAGUUGCUCUCUAUCCGCAGGCUUCAGAAUUUAAAACAUGUCCAAAUUUCUGAGGUUGAUGCUUUCAUUAAAGGGCUGUUUUUGCUUUGCAAAACAGAAGGGCUCAAUGGUCUAAAUCCAACCAAGGUCGUGAUCAGUGAUUGGAUUGAGCACCUAACUUUGAAUGUAAUUACUAGAAUGAUUGCUGGGAAGAGAUAUUUUGAUAGCUCAGAUGAGGGAGACGAGCAAAGGUUUGGGAAAAUUGUGAAGGAGUUCAUGUAUGUGUCAGGAAAUCCAGUUGCUGCUGAUGUAAUUGGUUUUCCAAGUUGGAUUGAUUUUAAGGGGCAAGUUAAAGCUAUGAAGCGUAUUAUGAAGGAGUUAGAUUCUGUCAUGGGAAGUUGGGUUGAAGAACAUUAUGCAAAGAAAGAGACUAACUCAAGGGACGAGCAUGACUUCAUUGAUGUCAUGAUGUCUGUGAUUGAGGACAAUUCCACGCUUGGCUAUACGCGUGAAACGAUCAUCAAGGCAACAUCAAUGAAUCUUAUUCUAGCUGGUUCAGAAACCACAGCAAUCAACUUGAUAUGGAUCCUCUCUUUACUGUUAAACAAUAGGCAUGCUUUGAAGCUUGCCCAAGAAGAGCUAGACCUCAAAGUUGGCAGGGACAGAUGGAUUGAAGACACUGAUAUCGAAAACCUACCUUAUCUUCAAGCCAUUGUCAAAGAAACACUGCGCCUCUACCCACCAGGCCCACUCUCAGUGCCUCAUGAAGCAAUGCAAGACUGUCAAGUUUGUGGCUUUCACAUCCCCAAAGGCACCCGUUUGUUUGUGAAUCUGUGGAAAUUGCAUAGAGACCCAUGUUUGUGGCCAGACCCUGAAGUGUUCUGCCCAGAGAGAUUUCUCACAACCCAUGUAGGAAUUGAUGCCUCUGGUAAACAUUUUGAGUUCAUCCCAUUUGGGUCUGGAAGGAGGUCUUGUCCAGGUGCCACAUUUGCAUUGCAAGUUACCCAUUUGACACUUGGACGCUUGCUUCAAGGGUUUGAAUUGGCAACCCCUAUGGACAUGCCCGUGGACUUGACUGAAGGGCUAGGCAUUACCAUGCCAAAGGCAACUUCUCUUGAAGUUAUCUUAACCCCAAGGUUGUCCUUUGAAUUCUAUGAAGAUAGGUAGUGAAUUGCGUUUGGUACUUUGCUAGUUUAUGAGAUUAGGAAAUAAAGUAAUUGUCUUUCCUUCCUUUUUCUUUUUAUUAAUGAGAGGUUAGUGAGGAUUUGAAUAUUUAUACAUAGAUACAUGCAUCACUAGUAAUUUAUGAAUGUAUAUUAUUUAAGGAACAAAAUGCUCAUUAUCAAUUGA